Molecule: messenger RNA, 1582 nt
Organism: Drosophila innubila
Lineage: Eukaryota; Metazoa; Arthropoda; Insecta; Diptera; Drosophilidae
Product: alpha-amylase-related protein
Exons: 2
Coding region: 10-1488 (492 amino acids)
Biological process (GO): carbohydrate metabolic process
Molecular function (GO): cation binding; alpha-amylase activity
Source: RefSeq, a predicted model, not a curated record
UUUUUGGACAUGUUCAAGUUGACAUUACUCUGUCUGCUGGCCAGUACAUCGCUGGCCCUGGCACAGCACAAUCCUCAGUGGUGGGGCAAUCGCAACACCAUUGUGCAUCUGUUUGAAUGGAAGUGGGAUGACAUUGCCCAGGAGUGCGAGGAUUUUCUGGCACCUCGCGGCUAUGCCGGCGUCCAGGUGAGCCCUGUGGCUGAGAACAUCAUUUCGGAGGGUCGACCAUGGUGGGAACGCUACCAGCCCAUCUCCUAUAAGCUGAUCACGCGCUCUGGCAACGAACUAGAGUUCGCCUCCAUGGUUCGUCGGUGCAAUGAUGUGGGGGUGCGCAUCUAUGUGGAUGUCCUGUUGAAUCACAUGUCGGGCGACUUUGAGGGCACGGCACAUGGUACGGGCGGAUCUGUGGCUGAGCCUCGUUCCAAGUCCUUCCCAGCUGUGCCCUACACAGCGCAGGAUUUCCAUCCCAGCUGUGAGAUAUACGACUGGAAUGAUCGCUUCCAAGUCCAGCAGUGUGAGCUGGUAGGUCUCAAGGAUCUGGACCAAAGCAGCGACUAUGUGCGCAGACAGCUCAUUGAAGUCCUGGAUCACCUUAUUACUCUGGGUGUCGCUGGCUUCCGCGUGGAUGCGGCCAAACACAUGGCUGCCGAUGAUCUGGAUUAUAUUUUCGGCAAAAUGCGUGACCUAAACACCGAUCACGGCUUCCCCAGAAAUGCGCGUCCCUUCAUCUACCAAGAGGUCAUCGAUCAUGGCCAUGAGACGGUCUCCCGUGAUGAGUACACUGAUCUCGGCGCUGUCACCGAGUUCCGUUUCUCCGAGGAAAUAGGCAAAGCUUUCCGUGGCAACAAUGCGUUGAAAUGGCUGCAAAGCUGGGGCCCAGAAUGGGGUUUCCUGCCCUCUGAGCAGGCGGUGACCUUCGUGGACAACCACGACAACCAGCGCGAUGGUGGCCAGGAGCUGAACUACAAGUCGCCCAAACAAUACAAAAUGGCCACCGCAUUCCACUUGGCCUUCCCCUAUGGCAUCAGCCAGGUGAUGAGUUCCUUUGGCUUUGACGAUCGCGAUCAGGCUCCGCCCCAGGAUUCCCAGGAGCGCAUCAUCUCACCCGAGUUCGAUGACGAUGGCGCAUGCACCAACGGUUGGGUUUGUGAGCAUCGCUGGCGUCAGAUCUACAAUAUGGUUGGAUUCAAGAACACCGUGCGCGGUACCAAGGUCUCCAACUGGUGGGACAAUGGUGACAAUCAGAUCGCCUUCUGUCGCGGCAACAAGGGCUUCAUUGCCUUCAACAACAACCGUUACAAUCUCUCCGAGAAUCUGCAAACCUGCCUCCCAGCUGGCGAGUACUGUGACGUCAUCUCCGGCAGCCUCGUAGACGGCGCCUGUACAGGAAAGUCGGUGUAUGUGGACAGCAACGGUUAUGGCCACAUCAGCAUUGAAUCCGAUGAGUUUGACGGUGUCCUGGCCCUACACACAGAUGCCCGAUUGUAAAAAAAGGAAAGAUUCCAGAUGUGUUUCAAAUAACGACAUUGAUUUGGGUUUUUUAUUUCACAACUUACAAUAAAUCGCACAUAAAGUAUAAUAA